Daucus carota subsp. sativus is the source of this 1702-nucleotide messenger RNA. RefSeq lists its product as uncharacterized. The coding region runs from base 254 to 739 and encodes 161 amino acids. The record is from RefSeq and is a predicted model, not a curated record. The transcript has 7 exons. NCBI's taxonomy places the organism in Eukaryota, Viridiplantae, Streptophyta, Magnoliopsida, Apiales, Apiaceae.
CACAAAGCUAAUUUGUACUACUCUAAUCUGCUAUUAUCUAUUAUACGAGAACAUGAUUAAUUUCUUGAUUCGGGCACUCCAAGCCUACUUCCAAACCUGCUAACACAUAUAGAAACCCAGACACCUCUACAUCUUCACAGACAAACACUUGCAGCUUCUCCCCGGUCCCCGUUCAGUGUCCAUGUUCAUGUCAACGAAUUAUAUCACCACAAAAACCCUCACCUUUAGCGGUCUCUUAGCAUAUUAGUGAUAUAUGCAUAACAACCCUAUAUCCACCUAUCAUUCUACUACUUACCCCGUGUGUCCUGCCGUUGCUGUUUUCCGACCCACCACCACCGUUGCCGUCUCGUCCUCUCCUCCAUCACUCAGAUUCUGCACUUUUUCCUCAUUUUCUUCAUCCAGGACUUCUGUCGAACACAUUGACUGUAAUGCUGAAGUUGAAGGAAUAUGGGAUUUUCCCAACUCUGGUGCCGCCACAGCUAAUGUGAACGCCUGGUCUGGAGCUGCUAUGCUCACGCCGUUGCUCGGAGCGUUUAUCGCAUAUUUAGCAUUAUCGACGAUCAUCGUUGCUCCGUUUCUUUAUGUUCUGUUUCAUCUAAAUCACCUCAAAGUUGGGGCAUAUAUCAUAAUUCAAAGGGCACCUUAUCAGAAACUAAUCCCAUAUAUGCUUAAAAGGAGGAUGAAGUUGCGCGUGCGACAAGGGAUAUCAGUUCUGAAGAUGUUUGAAAUUUGGUUUUGAAGAGGUGGAGGUUUAGAAGAAUCUCAAAUGUUCAAUAUAUUGUUCUUGCGCCAUCAAUGGAGUGUUACGAGGCUUAUUUGGCUGAUGGUUCUGAUGGCAGGCUUCUGUUAUUUCUGCUUCUGAACAAGUUACUGAGGUUAAAUUGCUGCUUGAGAAAGAGGUUUUCAUACGUAAACGUGCAGAAGAGGAACUUAAUAAUGUUAAAUAUCAACUAAUGCAACGGGAACGAUCAGAGGCAUCUGGAAGUUCUGAGAUAAUAAAGCUUCGAAAGACAUUGGAAAGUGAGAAACGGCAGAAAGAGAAACUUGAAGAAGAAAUAGCUAUACUGCAAAAUCAGCUAUUGCAGUUAAGCUUUGAAGCAGAUAAGUUCCCCUAGACGAGCUCGCAGCCCCCCGAGGAGAUCCCCUGUUCCUCGUAGACGUACUCUUUCUCCAAUGCGUAGACCUAUUCGUUCACGUUCUAGAUCAAUCUCCCCAUGGAGGUUCUGGAUACCAAUUGAUACAUGGUGCACAAUAGACUUCAAGUUGCCAAGAGUAUAGACGGGGUAUUGUUUUCCAAUGUUAGAAGGUAAAGAUCAUGGAACUGUGGUUUUCACCUACAUUAUGACCAUGGAAUUGAUAUAUAUACAUGGAAUUGAUAUAAUAGACUUCAAGGUGCCAAGAGUAUAGACGGGGUAUUGUUUUCCCAUAUUAGAAGCCAGGCUAUGGUGAGUAAAGAUCAUGAAAAUGUGGUUUUCACUUACAGUAUGACCAUGGAAUUGUUAUAAUUCUAAGCCAUGUAAAUCUAUUUGUUGGUCCCAAAUGUAAAUAACAUGCAGUGCAUUUCUCAUGAGUAAGUAAUAUUGUAUAAAAUUUUUCUUGGCACUGCUGUGGCGUAACUGGUGGCAAAAAUAAGGACCAUGUAUGCUGAAAGAGGAUUUAGUUGGCGAGUUGUUGAUCAAUCUUAGAAAUUAGUAUAUCUGUC